This is a messenger RNA of Odocoileus virginianus texanus, 444 nucleotides long. The record is from RefSeq and is a predicted model, not a curated record. Lineage: Eukaryota; Metazoa; Chordata; Mammalia; Artiodactyla; Cervidae.
AACACUCAUUCUAUUUUUGGGUUGAUGUCACUAAAAUAAAAUAGACCUCUACUUAGUGAAAGAUUCUAAUGCUGAUCAAAAGAUUAAAACUGAAAACAUUUUAUUGCUAAGUUGCCUCAGGACAGGGAGAAAAAUGUCAGAACAUACAGUUCAUGUAAGAUGGAGGAGAGACGGGUGAGUGAAGGCUAGAGACCAUGACGGAUUAUGAGAAGCUUUGACCUGUUAUGUUGGGAAUGGGCAACAGCGGAAUCAUAAGCGGGUUACAAAAGUAUUACUGCCAAAGAAGGAGCGGCCGGUGUGCUCUGAUCGGCUGCCUUCCAAAGGAGGAACAGAUAGGCCGCUGUGCCCUCAGUGUCCGAAAAUGCUGACGGAAAAAGAAAUAAAAAUCCAGCAUCACGAGGAGAACGUUGCACAGUGUGAAAAUGCCUCCUUGAAGACUCGAGA